Molecule: messenger RNA, 2377 nt
Organism: Caenorhabditis elegans
Lineage: Eukaryota; Metazoa; Nematoda; Chromadorea; Rhabditida; Rhabditidae
Gene: unc-76
Product: UNC-76
Exons: 8
Coding region: 12-1121 (369 amino acids)
Cellular component (GO): axon cytoplasm
Source: RefSeq, marked reviewed
GAGAGGUGGCAAUGGAGGCUGCAGAUCUGCGAGUACCGGACAUUCCGCUCGCCUCGUGUGAUGAUGAUGAUAUCGAUAGUAAUAAGAAUUUGAGCAACCAUUCAUCAGACGAGAAACAUCACUGCAACAGCAACAGCGACGAGGAACGUCUUCAUGACGAGUUCUCUGGAUCCCUUGAGGACCUUGUCGGCAACUUUGACGAAAAAAUUGCGGCAUGCCUGAAGGACCACGAGGUGACGACAGCGGAUAUUGCACCUGUGCAGAUACGUACUCAAGAGGAAGUUAUGAAUGAAAGCCAAACAUGGUGGACAUUAACCGGAAACUUUGGAAACAUUCAACCUCUCGACUUUGGAACCUCUUCGAUAUGUAAAAAGAUGGCCGCAGCUCUGGACAGUGAUUCAUUGAAAGACGACGCAUCUACACGCCGAAGUAUGACAAAUUCCGAUGAUGAGGAUCUUUUACGACAACAAAUGGAUGUUCAUCAAAUGAUUGGACAUCAUCAUGGAUCUACGGAUACUGGUGGUGAAACACCUCCACAGACUGCUGAUCAAGUUAUCGAAGAAAUUGAUGAAAUGUUACAGUCAUGCGAUUUCACUGGCUCAAUGAUGACGGAUCGAACGAUGGAAUCAGUUGAUUCAAUGUAUUCUUCAAUGCGUUCACCAUUUCCAUCAUCAAUUCAAUCAUCAGAUGCUGAUAUUAAACUUCGAAGUGCACAGGCCCUUGUCAGCAAUCCGGAUAAUCUUCAAGAGCUCUCCUAUUCGAAAUUGGUGACACUAUGCGCGGAAAUGGAGCAGCUGAUUCGGGUUUAUAAUGAGAGUUUGGUCGAUGAGCUGGCACAUCGAGAUGAGCUGGACUACGAAAAAGAGAUGAAAAACUCGUUUAUUUCACUAUUACUGGCGAUUCAAAACAAGCGACGAGUUUACGCUAAUGAUCGGAAACGGAAGGUCGGAAAGGCGUCGGAUGCUUCACAAUUGCCACAAUAUUUGACAGCGACAAUUCCGUACAACGAUCAUCAACAUAUCGAUAAUGCGUCGAUUGCGUCUCUAAUCAAAAGUGAGAAGAUGAAAAGAGAUAUAAAUAAAUAUCUAAUUGACAAAGAAUAUCAGCUGUGUGUUGAUUGAUUAGUGAGAAAAAGAAGAGAUAUUUGCAUAAGAGAUACAGAAUUUUAAUAUGUUUUUCUCGGGAUUAUGUCCCCUUGUUAGAAGUGGAAUAGGGUCGGUGGGGAUUUUUAAAGGAUUUUCCAUGAAAAUCAAGACUUUUUUUUCGGUUUUUCGUUUCUCCGAUUUUUCGAAAAACAAAAAUAGCCCCCAAUUUAGCUAAUUUUUCAUAUUUUUAAAAGAAAAUUAUAUGUUUUUCCUCAUCACCAUAAAAAAAAAUUGAUUUUAAAAAUUGAAUUUUAUUCUUAAUUUUCGAAUUUUUUUUCUCGAUUUUUUGUACCUGAAAUUAAUCGAAAAAAUUUUUAAUUUCGCGAAUUUGCGUCAAAAAUAUUGUACAAAAAAUACUGUCUCGAGACGAAAAUUGUUGUUAAAUGCGAAAAGGUGAGGAUUACUGUAGUUUCAAACAUUUUAAUCGCGAUUGUUUAAAGUUGUUCUCAAGAUUUUGCUAAAUUGUUUUAUUUAUAUAGUUAUGGAGUAAAAAAAAAAGAUGAAAAAUCGAAAAAACCUGAAGCUACAGUAAUCUUUAAAGGCGCACGCCUGUUUGUAUUUAACAAAAAUUGUCGUGCCGAGACCUGGUACCGUAUAAUUGUGCUAAUUUCGCGUCUGGGUAAUAUUGCAAAAUGGAAAUUGAGAAACCGGAAAAUUUUAAAAUAAAUUCUCUCUCAAUAUCCCUUUGAAAAACCGGAAAAAAGUUAUAAACAAAUUUAAACAAAAUCUGCUAACUUUUUGCCAAAAUUUCUCAAAAAUUGAACAAAAAGUCAUUGAAAAUUGAAAAUAAAUGGUUUUUUUCAGUUCUCCGCGCAAUCCACGAUGACAAUACGACAGUACCCACCCUGCUGACAGACUACAUUUUAACACAUGUCUGUCCAAAAAAUAUAUCGUGUUAGCCAUUGCCACCCUUCGCCAUUCCAUACUAGUCAUUUUCCCCCAUCUACUUGUUCUUCUUCUUCUUUCUAUUCUACAAUUUAAAAGUUUUCCGUUCUGUUUUUGAAAAUUGUGUGAUACAGCUUUAAAAAAAAAUAGUCCAAAAAAAAUCGUAUUCUCUCUCUCCACAGCUGCUUUCCAAAAAACCCCCUUCUCUUUCCUUUCCAUGUUAAUUCAAAAAGCUUCUUGACUCUCUGAAAACCCAAUGAAUGACACAAAUUCUAGUUGUGCCCCCCUCCCAAUUGCACCUGCCAACAAAAAGUCCAUACUCAAAUUCUCUACAAUCCCGGAAUCUC